AUGAAGGAGGCAAUGGUUCAGGCAGAGGAAGCGGCUGCUGAGAUUACUAGGAAGCUGGAGAAACAGGAGAAGAAAUGCUUGAGGAAGGAAAAGAAAACGCUGGCUGCGAUUGCCUUGGCAUCUUCAGAAAACAGCAGUAGUGCCCUGGAGGAGUGUGAGGAGACACGUGAAAGACCCAAAAAGAAGAAAAAGCAAAAGCCCCAGGAGGCUCCUCAGGAGAAUGGAAUGGAAGAUCCAUCUGUCUCCUUCUCCAAACCCCAAAAAAAGAAAUUUUUUUCCAAGGAGCUGGUUAGUAGUGACCUUGAAGAGACAGCUAGCAGUGGAAGUCUUUCCAAGAGGAAGAAAUCUUUUCCCAAAGAGGAACCAGUUAGUGACCCUGAAGAGUCAGGAAACAAGAGGGUCCCCAAGAAAAAAAGAAAAUUAUCUUCCAAGGAGGAGCCCCUCAGCAGUGGACCUGAAGAGGCUGCUGCCGGCAAAAGCAGUGGCUCCAAGAAAAAGAAAAAGCUCCAAAAGCUCUCCCAGGAAAGUUAGAAUGGACACUUCCCUACCUGGGGCAUAACUUGCAGAGAUAUUUCCCAGCCCAUUCCC
Molecule: messenger RNA, 588 nt
Organism: Hippopotamus amphibius kiboko
Lineage: Eukaryota; Metazoa; Chordata; Mammalia; Artiodactyla; Hippopotamidae
Product: nucleolar protein 56-like
Exons: 1
Coding region: 1-531 (176 amino acids)
Source: RefSeq, a predicted model, not a curated record